Messenger RNA from Neoarthrinium moseri, 939 nucleotides. RefSeq lists its product as uncharacterized. The transcript has a single exon. Bases 1 to 939 code for a protein of 312 amino acids. The record is from RefSeq and is a predicted model, not a curated record. NCBI's taxonomy places the organism in Eukaryota, Fungi, Ascomycota, Sordariomycetes, Amphisphaeriales, Apiosporaceae.
AUGUCUUACUUCGUUUCCGACAAGCGUCUGAAGGCGCAAAUAGAGUCCGCCUCACGCUAUGAGCGGGCCCAGUGCAAGCCAUCGUUUGAUAGCGCCCAGGCUUUCAAAUGGGAGACUGGCGACAUUGCACUCCUUAAAUCUGCCCACCAUUUCGACGACACCGACUACCAUUGCUUGGUCAACUCCGGUUAUAUCCCCAAGACAGCCCUUGGUAACCCUGUCAUCAUUCUCUCCCGCAAGUCAGACGAUGCAACUCAUGCCGUUGUGAUAAGUGUCUCAGCCUACGGCUCGGGCUACUACAAUAACUAUCUUCCUCCUUGGAAACAGACAUGCCAUUCCGGAAAGAGACAGAAUGAUUUCCGAGCCUUUGAUGGCUCAGAAUGCCCUAACGAGCGCUCGACCCUCCACCUCGAGAAUGACGAUCUCCUCCCAAAGCCACAGGCAUCUUGGGUAUAUAUCCAGACCCCAUUUGUUGUUCCCAUCACAACCCUCGGCAAAUUCAACAAAGGCAAUCGCAGGCUCAGAAUGACCGAAGAGAGUCGAAUGGACCUGUGGACUCACAUGAAGCACAAAACCGCGGGCCUUAACAAAAUCCUCAACGAUAGACGCCUCCAGCAAACACUAAGUACUUCAAGGCCAACACAAAAGCGCAAGGCUACUUCCACUGCGAUAUCUUACAAGCUGGACCCAGUCAAAAGGCGAAAAGUCCAACCUGAAUCUCAGACAAGCUCAUCGAUUGCAUUCAAACAAACUACCGGCAACAAAGCUGUCAACACCAACAGCUCUCGGAGUGCCGUCGUCGCCCGGACUCCGGCGCGGCCUGCCCAGGCUGCUUCGGGCAGGCCGCGCCGAAGUAAUUUCCCCCCCACCCAGCGCAACGUGGACAUCACUCCCAGAAGCGAAAACAUACCCAAGUAUGGAUUGCCAUCUUUCACCUGA